AUGAAGAGCAAACGGGCCACGAAACUCGGCGAAGGCGCGCCUGCGGGCUCCAAGUUCGGCAAUGCGACAGAGGUCAAAGCCGGCAGCAACUGGAAGUCGCUCAAGAAGACUCUCGCUGCAGAGAACCCGUCCGCUGCGACCAAGCCAACCGCCUCUUUGAGAGCGACAAAGCACAUACCUGCGGGACCGCCGGCGAAGACGAGCACGGAAAAGUGGGGCGGUACCGCUCUCGCCAAGGCUGGUGAUCCGACGGGCAACGGCAAGGCCGUGGCCACCACGUCGGCCUCCGGCGCCUCCACCUCGUCCCGCCCUUGGUUCGCAGACGACCUCAAGGCCGAGGACCUGGCGCUGGCGACGUCGAUCACGCGCGACAUCACGGCGCGCUCGAUGCACUGGGAAGGCAUCAUGGAUCCAGCCCUGAAGCGGCAGAUCAUCCUCGAAGGACCCGUCAAGGACGCCAUCCAGAUGAAGAAGAAAGAGGCAAGCUACAUCGCAGUCGACUGCGAAAUGGUCGGCGUCGGGCCAAAGGGGAGCGAGUCGCACCUGGCCCGGGUAUCGCUGGUCGACUUCCACGGCAACCUGGUGCUGGACCGCUACGUGCGGCCCAUGGAAAAGGUGACCGACUACCGCACCUGGGUGUCUGGCAUCCGGCCGAGGCACCUGCGCGACGCGCCGCCGUUUUCCGAGGUGCAGGCCGAGGUGGCUCGGCUGAUCAAGGGCAAGGUGCUCGUCGGCCACGCCAUCCAGAACGACCUCAAGGCGCUGAUGCUGUCGCACCCGCACGCCCUUAUCCGCGAUACGGCCGCGUACCAGGGCCUGCGCGACAUUGCGCAGAGCAAGAUGCCCUCGCUGCGCAAGCUGGCCAAGCUCGUGCUCGGCAUCGAUAUCCAGGUCAAGGGCCAGCCGCACUCGAGCGUAGAGGAUGCCAGGGCCACCAUGGCCGUCUUCCGGACGCAAAAGGUCAAGUGGGACGAGUCGCUCCGAGGUCGCAAGGGUCGCAGUGGCAGCGGCACCGCCGUCGUCGAUCACGACGCCACAUCGGCAGUCACCGACGCCAAUGCCGAUGCCGGUGCGGGCGGCUCGGCGAUCCAGCGCAUGGCGGGCAAGUUUGCCUCGCGGAUAUGGCAGCCCCCAUCCCCCUCCACCUCUGCUGCAUCCGAGGAUCCAAAGUGGGGCAGGGCAGCGAUGACGGGGGCGGCAGGGACCAAGAGGAAGGUCGAAGCCGGCGCCAGCGGCGGCGGUGGUGGUGGUGGUGGUGGAGGCGGCGUCAAGAGAGUCAAGACGGUCAUGCCCCAGGCCUCGGGUCCGGCCAAGCCAAGGCCAAAAGUGGCGGCCAAGUCGGACUGGUGGAAAGACGACUUCUGA
Molecule: messenger RNA, 1365 nt
Organism: Pseudozyma flocculosa PF-1
Lineage: Eukaryota; Fungi; Basidiomycota; Ustilaginomycetes; Ustilaginales; Ustilaginaceae
Exons: 3
Coding region: 1-1365 (454 amino acids)
Biological process (GO): ribosomal large subunit assembly; rRNA processing
Cellular component (GO): nucleus
Molecular function (GO): nucleic acid binding; 3'-5' exonuclease activity
Source: RefSeq, a predicted model, not a curated record